Messenger RNA from Homalodisca vitripennis (glassy-winged sharpshooter), 312 nucleotides. It is a transcript of the gene RpL35, whose product is annotated as 60S ribosomal protein L35. Gene Ontology annotation, cellular component: cytosolic large ribosomal subunit; ribosome. Bases 16 to 282 code for a protein of 88 amino acids. Lineage: Eukaryota; Metazoa; Arthropoda; Insecta; Hemiptera; Cicadellidae. The record is from RefSeq and is a predicted model, not a curated record. Gene Ontology annotation, molecular function: structural constituent of ribosome; mRNA binding. Gene Ontology annotation, biological process: translation; maturation of LSU-rRNA from tricistronic rRNA transcript (SSU-rRNA, 5.8S rRNA, LSU-rRNA). The transcript is spliced from 2 exons.
UGUGUAAGUUCUAUUAUGAUAUUUAUUUUACUUUGCUUUCUUUGUUGCAGCCGAGUCGUAAGAAAGGCCAUAGCUAGGGUGUACAUAGUGAUGCACCAAAAGCAAAAGGAAAAUUUAAGAAAAUUAUUCAAGAAUAAGAAGUAUAAGCCAUUGGACUUGCGCCCCAAGAAGACAAGGGCAAUGAGAAGGGCACUCACAAGUCACGAGAAGAAUCUGAAAACUAUGAAGACUAUCAGGAAGCGACAGGCUUUCCCUCCCAGAAAGUUCGCUGUCAAAGCUUAGUAUGCUAAAUAAAUUUUUGUUUUAAAUACA